AUGGAGAAUGACUUCGGGGAAAUAGAACGUCAUCAGCCCUCGCCAGGAUAUGAGGAGUUGUUAGAAGUGGUGACUGUCCUGUUUCUCCUUUCCCUCACAUUCUGGUUUCCCCUGUGCCUCCUCUCUCUCUCUGUGUGUGUGCUCUCUCCCUCCCUGCUCCGGAGCCCGGCUGGCUACCCACACCUGCACCUCGUUUACCUCCAUCCCCGGCCGCCGCACCUGCCAGCCAUCAGCCUCAUCACUGCCAGUAUAUCAACCCCGGCUUUCCACUCCACCCUCGCUCGAUCGUCGCAGCUCUUGACCUGGUUCACUCACCUCUGCCUCCCAGCUCGGCCAGCCGGGCUCGCUCGCCUGCCUCCUCCUCUCGCCGCCUCCACGACACCCCCCCCCCGGCUUCUCCACUCGCACCCCGCCUGGCCCCCCGUCUCCGUGUCCUCACCUACCCGUCUGCCAGCCUCCCCCCUAGCCUCCAGCCUUGUGCCCUCCGUUCCUCCAGCUUCUCGGUUCCCCGAGUCCUCGUCUGCCUCUCCCCCUCCUUCCACCUGCCCUCGCCUCGAGCCUGUUUUUUCCUCAAUAAACCUCUUUUUCACCCUCAGCGUUGCGUUUGGGUCCGUUCUGUCUCCCACCGCCUCCUACUUGGUCAAAGGCCAGGACAGCGACCCUCCAACAAGUAAGAUCCAGUACACCAGAGACUUUCUGCUUGGAUUCAACAACUCUACGAACACCAGGCCACCUUCUGACUUGGUCUUCCCUAACCUGGAGGAGCUUGAUCAAGGUUCGGGGAAGAGAGGCUGCGCUGGCAUAACAUAA
Messenger RNA from Micropterus dolomieu (smallmouth bass), 810 nucleotides. RefSeq names its product SH3 domain-containing protein C23A1.17-like. Bases 1 to 810 code for a protein of 269 amino acids. NCBI's taxonomy places the organism in Eukaryota, Metazoa, Chordata, Actinopteri, Centrarchiformes, Centrarchidae. The transcript has 5 exons. The record is from RefSeq and is a predicted model, not a curated record.